Candidula unifasciata is the source of this 711-nucleotide messenger RNA. The record is from the annotation of a GenBank genome assembly. NCBI's taxonomy places the organism in Eukaryota, Metazoa, Mollusca, Gastropoda, Stylommatophora, Geomitridae.
UUGACCCCGCCUCCGUCGGAAAAACCUAUAUAUGAGAGCACUGUGAUAUGGGCAGAGGUUGAGGACACAGACACUCACUACUCGGUGAUUGGAAGCUUGUGUGAAGCCAGCAUAGAGGCCAGGCAUCCAUGUGAUUUUAUACACAGGUCUAUGUUCAUACUCAGUAGGACAUGGCCGGUGACAGUUUUCACCCUCGUGCUCCUUGCCCUGCCUCUUGUGAUGACUGCCAUUGGUGUUAACUACUUGCACGAGUGCCCCCGAGAACCAAAGCUGCCCAUUUAUCUUGUUGUCGGUGGAUGUUUCGGCAUCAUCAAGCUGAUCUUCUUGCUGUGGAAACAAAUAAAGAGACAUCGUGAUGACGUAAUAGAUCUCCAUGACGACGACGAUUUGCUUACAAUGACACGAAUGACUAAUAUGGCUUUAAAUGUCUUCCUCUCUGUGUGGUUUGUGUUCGGACAUUACUGGUUGAUUCGGAUAUGGAAGCCUCACUUCCAUGCGCCUCUGCACGAGCCUCGGAAUUGGUGUGACGAAACAGUAUUUCUCUUCACCUUAUGGCAGCUGGUUAUCUGUCACAUCAUCAUUAGCAUCGUCGUCCUUGUUGCCGUCAUACUGUAUUGCUGUUUUGUUUGUGUCAAAUGUUUCCUGCAUGACGACCAUUCUCAGAGUCAACAAGAUAAACCGGAUAACAAGAAGCAAGACUGCAAAAGAUAG